Molecule: messenger RNA, 870 nt
Organism: Aspergillus lentulus
Lineage: Eukaryota; Fungi; Ascomycota; Eurotiomycetes; Eurotiales; Aspergillaceae
Product: lytic polysaccharide monooxygenase auxiliary activity family 9 protein
Source: RefSeq, a predicted model, not a curated record
AUGAAGCUGUCCCUUCUUGCUGCCGUGGCCAUGGUGCCAUUUGUGUCUGCCCACUAUUUCUUUGAUGUCCUGGUUAUCGAUGGCCAGGAGACCAAAAGCAACGAGUUCGUUCGCUCCAACACCCGCCAGGCCAAGUACAACCCGACCAAGUGGAAGAACACUCGCGACGACAUGACUCCUGAUAUGACCGACUUCCGCUGCAACAAAGGCGCCUUCACCUUUGCUGGCAAGACAGGCACCGCCGAGGUCAAGGCCGGCUCCAAGCUUGCAAUGAAGCUCGCCGUCGGUGCUACCAUGCAGCACCCGGGCCCUGCCUUGGUGUACAUGUCCAAGGCUCCAAGCAGCGCAAAGACCUAUCAGGGUGACGGCGACUGGUUCAAAAUUCACGAGGAAGGCGUUUGCAACAAGAACGCCGACUUCACCAAGAAUGCCUGGUGCACCUGGGACAAGGACCGCAUUGAGUUUACCAUUCCUUCUGAUCUUCCCGAUGGAGAGUACCUCAUCCGCCCUGAGCACAUCGGUAUUCACGGAGCCCACGAUGGACAAGCCGAGUUCUACUACACCUGCGCCCAAGUCAAGGUUGUCGGCGGCGGCAACGGCAAACCCGGUCCUACUAUCAAGUUCCCCGGCGGAUACAAGAAAGACGACCCCUCCUUCAACUUCAGUAUCUGGGGUGGCUACAAGGAUUAUCCUAUGCCUGGUCCUGCUGUCUGGACUGGUGGCUCUGGCUCCACCUCGUACUCCAAGGUUGCCAACGUCACCGAUUCCGAUGAGUCUUCCCAAUCGGGUGCUUCUUCCUAUCAAGACACUGUGAGCACCUGUCCCAGUGAUGACUACAGUCGCCGCCACGCUCGUGACUUCAAGAACUAA